AUGACCACACAAUCAAAUCCCGCUCUCAUUGCCUUUUACCAUGUUUCAGCGAUCAAGGAUUGGACGUAUGUUAACAUAACAGAAUAUUACCGAGCGAAAUUAGAAAACAAGGAAUAUAGGAAUGUAUUGGAUUGUGUAAAAAAGGAUCUUACAAAGGUGGCAAAGAAUUCUGAAUUUGAUAAAACUCGUCAAGAAAAGGCUGAAACGAUUCUUAACAAUUGGAAACGCAAGCUGGGACUCUUGGUUUACGGAAAUGAGCUCUUCAACGGUGAUGAACUCUUGGUUCGACGCUUAGCGCAAGCUGGACUCUUGGUCUGCAGUGUUCGACGCUUAGCGCAAGCCGAUUGGUCAUCGUCAAAGAACUUGAAACAAAAUUCGGAUGAUAUAUCUGAAUAUCGGACAUCUGCAGAUUCUCAGAUAAUUAACAACCGUUGUGUAAAACGUUGCCGAGAUGUGAAUAUUAGAGGGGAAAUUUCAGAACCGGUAAAAAAGAUCAAAGCUACUAGUGGAGAUGACGAGAGGCGAGCUCCAGAAUAUAUCAAUUCAUCAGAACGAAGCGUAGAAGAUGAAACAUCGGGUUUAGCUGAAGAUUCUCCCGUUACUACACCCUCUCCAUGUUAUAACAGAAGGGAUGAUUCCUUUGAUGAUUACAACGAAGAAUCAACCGAAGCAUCAACUGAGGACUCUCCAGAAGAGAUAGAUAUUUUCUUCCGAAGUGCUCCUGAUGUUGCUAAAAAUGUUAAAAUGAAGACCAGAAAGCGUACAUUAAUGGAAGAUACUGGAAGCAAAAUCUCAAGCAAUGGUGCUAAGAGAAAUAAAUCAAGUAACCAGAACAUUAUCGUUGACGCUGGCCAAUCAACCAGUGAUGAGUUCGAAAAUAUUGAUAAUCCUAUCGACAAUCCGGAUAAAGAGGGUGUAGAGUCAGAUGAUGUGGAAUUUACUGAUUCUUCAAUUUCGAAUGAAUCCAAAAAGCCAAAGAUGAUCCUCUCGUGGAAGCACGUUACUGAGAAAAUUAUAGUUGAUCGUAGUUCGGAUCAUGAUUGGAUCAUGAAUGGAUAUAAUAUUUCCAAAGGCUUUCGUGAAUUUCAAACACAAACAGUGGAACUGUUAAAGAACAACCCAUCCCUCUCAUACGCUACAGAUGUUGACCAAAUAUUAUGUCUCUCUUCGAUAAUAUUUGUGAAAGAAGACAAACCCGAGUAUGUCAAAUGCUCCGAUCAGAUCUGGAAGAGUGCGUUGCCUAGACUACUAACCCCCGAAACAUUGCCAGUUGUUGUUAAGCUCAUGAUCUUGGAUUAUAGCGAGCUUCUAACGAAUAAAGAUUUGUUACUAAAAUCAUGGCAUCAAAAUUGGGCGAAAUGGGACCCCGCAAUGACCGAGGAAGAGAAGAAAAUAUUUGACUGCGUACAACUUGUUAUGAGAAACUUUUUCUUGACCUUAACAUCAAAUGAAACUGAUCAGAAAAUGGACGAAGAUACCUUCGCUCAUAGAUAUUUACAUGUAUUGUUAGAGGAAAUUUUUAAUACAGAUGAUUAUAAAUUCGUUUGGGCCAACGGAGAGUCUUCAAGCUCUAAAAGCCGACGGAAAGCCGACAAUCACACACACGGAAGGAAACCUGAUUUUCGGGUUCUCUUCAGCAAAGAUAAUAAAAAACAUGAAAUCACCUAUGGAGAAAUAAAGCCCCCAUCUACACCUAAUAAUGUUGUGAACAAAGCUUUGAUAAAACUCGCCGAGUUCAUGAAGGGAUCCUUAGAUGAUAUAGGUAAUAAACCGGGGUUUGAAACAUAUGGCAUACUUGUUACUGGCUCUCAUGUUAAAUUAUUUAGCAUGGAUCUCAACUUUGAUGGUGUAUACAGACUUAACCAAAUUGGAAAAAUGAUCUUGCCAACUGAACAUGCCAAUUUUCUAACUAUUAUCCCGGUUAUUUCGAAUUUCUACAGCUUAUCGAAAAGAGUUGGUCGUGCUAUUGAGAUGUUAAAUGCACCAUCUACACCGACAAAUCAAUCCUAUCGUAGGUUAUCAAAUUCGUCGCCUCAAAAAGUUAUUUCAGUACUGAAACUCCCGCCUCCUGUAGUUCCUUAA
Funneliformis mosseae is the source of this 2082-nucleotide messenger RNA. The record is from the annotation of a GenBank genome assembly. Lineage: Eukaryota; Fungi; Glomeromycota; Glomeromycetes; Glomerales; Glomeraceae.